This is a messenger RNA of Colletotrichum phormii, 979 nucleotides long. RefSeq names its product F-box domain-containing protein. The transcript is spliced from 2 exons. Bases 265 to 873 code for a protein of 202 amino acids. The record is from RefSeq and is a predicted model, not a curated record. NCBI's taxonomy places the organism in Eukaryota, Fungi, Ascomycota, Sordariomycetes, Glomerellales, Glomerellaceae.
AACUUCGUGUCUGACACGCUAGGAACAUGCCACGCCUCAAAGUCCCCAUAAACACUCACUCGAAGGCAGCAGUAUUUCUGUUCCUAUAUAGGCGCCUUCGUAUCCUCUCCCCAAUGAUCGGCCUUUUGACGCACAGGCUUCUCAGCUUCUGAACGUAAGAGUCGCGCGAAACAAAUACAACGAGAAAUACCGGUCACUAAGGUAGACCUGCAUUUGCAUCUCCUAACGUCGAACCCGCAGCUAGCUUAUCGCAAUCCCGCGACAAUGGAUGCCGUCCGCGCCCGCAAGCGACCCACUCCGGCGCCGGCAGCAGAAAGGUCGCCCCGGUCUGCCGAUAAGGAGGCCUCCGACCGCACCCAGCUCGCCGGCUUCACAGAUCUGCCCGCAGAAAUCCACCUUCUCAUCUCCAAGCAACUCAUCUACCCCGACGCCCUCUCACUGAAACACACCAGUAGCUACUUCUAUUACCUAGUCGACACGGGCGUACGGCUCAAGGUGGAGUGGCUCAUGGAGCGCCGCAUGCUUCACCUGGAGUGUCCCAACGAUAAACGAUGUGAUCUCGGCAGCGAUCUCCGCUUUUGUAGAGGCAGUGUCCCGCUUCUUAUGCAGAGGCGGCGUGAACACAUGGAGUGUGAGUCAAGGCCGGGACUCGGCUGCCUAGUCUACGGCACUUCUGUAUGCUCUCAUCGACGAAAGAUUGGUGCUAGGUGUCAACGCUGGCUGAGGCGACGGCUGACCGUGGAGUUGUGGUGGGUGUUGAUUGCCCUGAUACCGAUUGCUUGCUGUUGGCUUUGGAUGGCGGAGUUCGCUACGUGGGCUUCGAGUGCGUACAGAACCUCUACAUCUUCCUUGACAGACUCAAUGGUGCGAUAAUGUACUGGUUGAGGUCAAAGAACAUGCCCUGUUCGGGUUCGAUUCAAGUACAUGUCCAUAUAUCUUACCAAUAAUGUCUAAUACCUACGAGAAGUGCCAUUUUAUA